Messenger RNA from Didymella exigua CBS 183.55, 975 nucleotides. RefSeq names its product S-adenosyl-L-methionine-dependent methyltransferase. Lineage: Eukaryota; Fungi; Ascomycota; Dothideomycetes; Pleosporales; Didymellaceae. The transcript has a single exon. The coding region runs from base 1 to 975 and encodes 324 amino acids. The record is from RefSeq and is a predicted model, not a curated record.
AUGACCCAACCCUCGAUCGACUCAACUUUCGAUACAUCGCUCGUGGACCUCAACCCCAACGUCUCCUUCUCAACCACCGAGUCCGACCCAUCAGACGCCGGCACAUCAACAACCACCCAGCAAAUCUCAAUCCCAAGUCCACUGGCCCGAGAGCCAAAUCAGCACACCCCUCAAGCACCCCAGGCCAUGCCCCCGAAGACAUCAACACCCGUCCAACACAUCGGCAUUCAAGAAGCCUAUGACCAAUGGGCCACCGUCUACGACACAGACGGGAACAUGCUGCAAUCAAUCGACGACGACGAACUGAACGCUCUUCUUCCCUCUCUUCUCGACCGCCUCGCCUGGUCACCAGCCUCAAGCGUCGCAGUCCUCGAUCUUGGCUGUGGUACCGGCCGAAACACCGCACGUCUGCUUUCCUACGCCUGGCCAUCUUCAAAGUCGAUCUCUGUAACCGGUCUCGAUUUCAGCGCUGGCAUGCUGGCCCUCGCGCGCGCAAAACUCACCCCCAUAGCCAACGCAAGAAAGAACGCGGCCCUGAGACUGGAGCACUGCGAUCCGUUCCCCCAACCCCCCACGGCGCCCUCCAACCCCCCCACCUCGCUCGCCCUUCCACGUCAGGACCUCGUCAUCUCUACACUAGUCCUGGAGCACAUCCCUUUACCCACGUUCUUCGCCACGCUCGCGGCUUUGCUCGCACCAGGCGGCACCGCACUGGUGACGAACAUGCACGCGGAGAUGGGUUCGCGGUCGCAGGCCGGGUUCGUGAAUGCAGACGGUGUCAAGGUCAGGGGCAAAAGCUACGUGUACACGCUAGCGCAGACGGUCCAGGGCGCCACGGACGCAGGGCUCGCGGUGGUGUCGGCGCGGGAGAGGAGUGUGGCGGAGCGCGACGUUGAGGACGGCGUUGUGGGGAAGAGGGGCGCGAAGUGGAUUGGAUGUAAGGUGUGGUUCGGGGUUGUGGUGCGGAGGGUGUGA